UAAGUCAAUUGUAUCAGCUUCAAAUCAUGACCAUACAUAGGAUCUAUGUGAAUCAGUUUUUAAUAAAAAAUUGGGGAACCCUCACAACAAAUCUUUCUUGUGGGAAAGAUCGUUUGGACCCAAGUGUACAACUGUAAUUAGCAGAUUAUCUAAACCAAGGAUGCUCUUGAGAAUCUACAACUUUGAGUGGAAUUAUCUGUUUGUUUGACUUGGGGAGGAAUUAAAACUGCCUAGUCGGCAUUUUAGUAGAAACCAACUAUUUAAUUACAACAAAGGCCGUCUACAAUGUCAUACUCGUCACUCCUCCUUACCUGCUUACCUCUCUCCUCUGUUUGGGUCUGUGUGUUUGUGUUCCAGGAAAGAUGGAGAAAACCAAGCACAGCUAUGUAGCAGUAAGAGAUGUGAAGCUUCAUGUUGCUGAAAUUGGAGAAGGUCCAAAGGUGGUGGUGUUCUUGCAUGGGUUCCCAGAGAUAUGGUACACAUGGAGGCACCAAAUGAUCGGCGUCGCAGAUGCCGGGUACCGCGCCAUUGCCAUCGAUUUUAGAGGCUAUGGGCUUUCCGAUCAGCCUCUUGACCCUGAGAAGGGUUGUUAUGCCGAUCUUGUUGAAGAUGUUGUUGCCCUCCUUGAUGCUCUGGGCAUUGCAAAGGCCUUCCUGGUGGGGAAGGACUUUGGAGCUCUGCCAGCAUACCUAUUGGCAGUGGUCAAGCCAGAGAGAGUUUGUGGAGUCAUCACACUGGGAAUCCCCUUCAUGCUACCCGGAUCCUCGACCAUCCAAUACCAUCUCUUUCCCAAAGGCUUUUACGUUCUCAGAUGGCAGGAAACUGGGCGAGCGGAAGCUGACUUCAGUAGGCUAGACGUCAAGACGGUCGUAAGAAACAUCUACAUCCUCUUCUCCAGGAGCGAGCUCCCUGUCGCUGGAGAUGAUCAAGAGAUCAUGGACUUGGUCGACGCGUCCACCCCGCUACCUCCAUGGUUCUCCGAGGAAGAUCUCGCGGCCUAUGCAUCCUUGUAUGAGAAGUCCGGGUUUCGGUUCGCCCUGCAGGUUCCAUACAGGAAUAUAGGAAAGGAAUAUGGCACGGUGGAUCCAAAAGUUACAGCUCCGGCGCUGCUGAUCAUGGGAGAGAAAGACUUCUUCCUGAAGUUUCCGGGCAUGGAGGACUACAUAAGGAGUGGGCAAGUGAAGCACUUUGUACCUAACUUAGACAUCACCUUCAUGCCGGAAGGGAGCCAUUUUGUCCAUGAGCAACUUCCUGACCAAGUGAACAGUCUCAUAGUUGACUUCCUGAACAAGCAAAAUCUAGUUAUGAAUCCCCUGACUACGGCGGAAGUUGGCCGUGUUGGCCGUGUUGAGAGUUGAUAAAAUCACUCAACGCCUCUUAGUGUCUAUAAUCGCUAAGAAAUCUUGAACUUCCUACUUGGGGAAAAUGAGGCUUUGUUUGAAUAUCAUCAGUUAUGAA
Syzygium oleosum is the source of this 1458-nucleotide messenger RNA. RefSeq lists its product as uncharacterized. The coding region runs from base 363 to 1358 and encodes 331 amino acids. The transcript is spliced from 5 exons. Lineage: Eukaryota; Viridiplantae; Streptophyta; Magnoliopsida; Myrtales; Myrtaceae. The record is from RefSeq and is a predicted model, not a curated record. Gene Ontology annotation, molecular function: hydrolase activity.